UCUCCCGGGGCAACGACGUGUAAACAAGACCUUCCUGCCGGGACACCCACGGCCUCCAGCCAGCAUGUUCAAGAACACAUUUCAGAGUGGCUUUCUUUCCAUUCUUUAUAGUAUAGGCAGUAAGCCAUUACAAAUAUGGGAUAAGAAGGUUCGCAAUGGGCAUAUCAAAAGGAUAACUGACAAUGAUAUUCAAUCUUUGGUUCUGGAAAUUGUUGGAGUUAAUGUAAGCACUACCUACAUCACAUGUCCUGCUGACCCCAAGAAGACCCUUGGCAUCAAGCUUCCUUACCUUGUUAUGAUUGUUAAAAACCUCAAUAAAUACUUUACAUUUGAAGUACAGGUCUUGGAUGACAAAAAUGUUCGCCGACGUUUCCGUGCCAGCAACUACCAGUCAACCACAAGGGUUAAGCCAUUCAUCUGCACAAUGCCUAUGCGGCUGGAUGAAGGAUGGAAUCAAAUCGUGUUCAACCUUGCAGAUUUUGUGCGGAGAGCAUAUGGUACAAAUUAUGUUGAAACUUUAAGAGUUCAAAUUCACGCCAACUGCCGUAUCAGAAGGGUCUAUUUUGCAGAUCGUCUUUACUCUGAGGAAGAAUUACCAGCAGAGUUUAAGCUAUAUCUUCCAGUUCAAACAAAAGCAAAAUCUGCAAUGUAAGAGUACGUAUAUCAAGUCAAACAUAUGGCACAUGGUCUGAUUGCUAUUAAUAAUUUGCAUAUUUUUAUAUUGUACAUUGUUGUACUGUAUCGAGACUUAGAAAAUUACCAAACUAUUAAAUUGAUUGAGAAUUGAAA
This is a messenger RNA of Homarus americanus (American lobster), 789 nucleotides long. RefSeq names its product cilia- and flagella-associated protein 20 (gene Bug22). The record is from RefSeq and is a predicted model, not a curated record. NCBI's taxonomy places the organism in Eukaryota, Metazoa, Arthropoda, Malacostraca, Decapoda, Nephropidae. Gene Ontology annotation, biological process: positive regulation of cell motility; cilium assembly; regulation of cilium beat frequency involved in ciliary motility. The transcript has 4 exons. Gene Ontology annotation, cellular component: motile cilium; ciliary basal body. Bases 65 to 652 code for a protein of 195 amino acids.